Ascoidea rubescens DSM 1968 is the source of this 525-nucleotide messenger RNA. RefSeq names its product Hmo1p (gene HMO1). The annotation marks the transcript as partial. The record is from RefSeq and is a predicted model, not a curated record. Lineage: Eukaryota; Fungi; Ascomycota; Saccharomycetes; Ascoideales; Ascoideaceae. The transcript is spliced from 2 exons.
UUGGUCGCAUCAUUGUUUGAAUUGUCCAACGCUGCUAAUAAUGUUGCAACAAACACAAUCGAGUUUUAUAAUAUUUCAGUUUCCAAACCCGAUUCAGAUAAUGACUUGGUUGUCAAAACCUUGAUUAACUCUCUAUCUUCUCUUGCAAAAUCUUCCUCUGCUCUCCAUGCAACUUUUGACUCUCUUCUUUUAGACGAAAAUGGAAAUACCAAUUCCAAUUCCCAUAACCCAAAGUCUCCCACCAGAAGAAUCGAUAGAGAUCCAAAUGCUCCAAAAAAACCAUUAACUGCAUAUUUUGCUUUUAGCAAUUUUUUCAGACAGGCAUUAAAAUUAGAAAGACGUAAAGCUGGUUUAGACACAUUACCAAGUAUUGUUGUAACUCAAUUAGUUUCUACAAAAUGGAGUGAAUUACCAGAAACUGAAAAACUGAAAUGGAAAGAUGCAUAUAACAAACAUUUUGUUCUUUAUCAAACUGAAAAACUCAAAUAUUUAGCCAAUAAAGACUCGUAUACUAUUCCUUCAACU